Symbiodinium necroappetens is the source of this 378-nucleotide messenger RNA. The record is from the annotation of a GenBank genome assembly. Lineage: Eukaryota; Dinophyceae; Suessiales; Symbiodiniaceae.
CGUGGCGAUGGGCGUGGACGACUUGCCGUGCAGGCAGUGGAUGAGGUGGCAAUGAGGAGCUCCAGGAAGGUCGCCCCAAAGAGCAGGGCCUCUGUGGCCAAAAAGGCCUCGGUUCUCAAAGCUCCGGAGAAAAUAGCCGACGCGACCAUCGGCAAGCGCGUCACCGCGCGGCCCACGGAGGGUGCAGAGCCAGUGCCAGGCGUGGUGCGCUUCGUCGGGGCCACGAAGUUUGCAGAUGGCAUCUGGAUGGGCAUAGAGCUGGAUGAGCCCAAGGGCAAGAACGAUGGCACCGGUCAGUGCGGGGCGAAGAGCAUGAAACUGGAUAUCCCGAGUGUCAAGACUUCUGAGAGUCAUUCUAAUCAGGAGUUCUAUCUCUAG